Trichoderma reesei QM6a is the source of this 2379-nucleotide messenger RNA. RefSeq lists its product as uncharacterized. The transcript has 3 exons. The record is from RefSeq and is a predicted model, not a curated record. The coding region runs from base 1 to 2379 and encodes 792 amino acids. Gene Ontology annotation, biological process: regulation of ER to Golgi vesicle-mediated transport; retrograde vesicle-mediated transport, Golgi to endoplasmic reticulum; endoplasmic reticulum to Golgi vesicle-mediated transport. NCBI's taxonomy places the organism in Eukaryota, Fungi, Ascomycota, Sordariomycetes, Hypocreales, Hypocreaceae. Gene Ontology annotation, cellular component: Dsl1/NZR complex.
AUGUCCUCCAUGUCCGCUGUCGCCAAUGGCGUCUCCCUUGACACCCGCGUCGAAGACUACCUCGAGGACAAGCUCCAGUCGACCGCCGAUCUAGAGAACCUCGACGAGCUGCUCAACAAUGUCGAGUUGCAGCGGAACCAGCUCCAGUCGCAGCUCGACGAUGCUGUCAAGCAGCUCAACGAGGCGCGGCGCAUCGCCGAGGAGCGUCAGGCCGAGCUCCAGACCCGGAUUUCCGAGUUCAACGACAUGCAGGAGAGCAUCGACAGGCGAGUCCAGAUAGCUGCUGCAUCAGAUGCGCCGAGCGAAGCGAUUGCGCGACUGCAGAAGCCAAUGAAGCAGCUACAAAACGUCCAACUGGCCCAAAAGUACUUCAUGCUGCUCCAAGAUGCCGAGAGGCUGCGCAAGGAGGCUCGGUCUCAUCUGCCAAGCAGCCCCAAGGAGGCGCUUGAGCCGUAUGCGCAGCUGAGAGAGCUAGUCAUAAGACUGCGGUCUCUGCCUGGAAACGACGAGCUUCACUUGGUGGACCACGUCGACAGGAUGACGAAGAAUCUCUGGGCCGAAAUGAAGCAGAUCAUGUCCGCAGAGCUAGAGACUGUGCUCAACAAGAAGCACUGGCCCAAGGUCGAUCCUCAGUCUGAGAUGGACGAGGACUGGGUGGCGUGCAUUGAGAAGCUACUCGACCUGCAAAUGCCAGAGAUUGUCCAUAGCACGGAUGUCGUGAUUCUCUUGCCGUUCGAAGUCAUGGCCAGAAUGUUCGUUGCCGAGUUUCGCUUCCACUUCCUCAGCGACAAGCCGACCAGCAGCCCUCAGUCGGUCGGGACUCAUUGCUUCCCCUGGCUUCUGACAACCCUGGAGAAGUGGGAGGACUUCUUUCGCGAUAAUCUCGGGCAUCUCUUGGCAUCCAAGUUUCGCGAGACACCGGUGGCCGACAAGACCAUCUAUGCGGACCCUGCAUGCGCCCUCAUCACGGCAAUGCUGCCUGUUGUUCGGGAGAAAGUCGAUGCGGUACUGUCAGAAACGAGUGCCAAUCCUGGAUUCUUGAGCAGCUUCAUCUCGCAAUUGAUGACCCUGGACGAAACCAUCCGAUCGAGGUUCAAUUAUGACGGUGGCGAUCCCGAGAAAGGCUGGGCAGGGUUGUCGGAAAGCGUCCUGGACAAGUACUUUGACGUGUGGUUCCAGGCCGAGAGAAGCUUUGCGCUGGAGAGAUUUGAAGUCAUCAUGGAAUCCCGGGACGCCCGCAAAAUUGACUAUGACUACUCCCUUCCGGGCAAGAUGAAGCCCACGUUUGCGGCUGUGCAAAUCACCGAUCUGUUGCGCGUCGUCACAACCAAAUACGAGCGUCUCCGCAAGGUCAAGCAGAAGCUCAAGUUCCUGACAGACAUCCAGCUGGAUAUUCUCGACGGCUAUCAUGAUCGUCUUCGAAGCUCGCUGGAGGCCUACCAGGCUCUCACAUCUACCUUGGGCCGGACCAUUCAUGGCGUAACAAAAGAGCAGCUGGCCGCUCUGGAAGGGACUGGUGCUUUGGAGACGCUGUGCAAAGUGAUAGGUAGUGCUGAUCACGUUGCCAGUACGUUGGCUGAAUGGGGCGAUGAAGAGUUCUUUGUCAUUCUGUGGGAUCAACUGCACAAGCGUGAAUCUAGGCAGAUAAGGCAUCAAACCUCGGCCAUCGCCAGCGUAGUCGGGGCUGGCGACGAUCUCAAGGAACGUACCGUCGCCGCAGUCGAUGAGGGUAACGAGAACGGCGCCAUAUUUGACGAGACUAUUGCGGCAUACACCAACCGUCGCAAGGCCGGCGAAGGCCUUCUCGUGGGCGCACUGGUCGAGUCUCACUCUAAAGCGCUGCGCGCCUACACCCACAAUGUCCAGUGGACCACAGUCGGCGAAAGCGCAACAUCAGAUGACUCUUCGGCCCUUUCCAUCACACCAGAGCUAGAUGAGCCGCUGAGCGUGCUCAAGAGAAACCUAGAGUUCUUGGGCAAAGCGCUGUCCGCUGCGUCUUACCGCCGUGUCUGGAGGGACGCGCUCGACAAGCUGCAGGACUUGCUCUGGUCCAGCGUUCUCACCCGCCAAACGUUCACCACGCUCGGCGCGGCGCAGUUCGCGCACGAUUGCGCGUCCAUCUUCUCGCUCGUCGACCGGUUCAUUCCCAAUGGCUCGGCCGCGCUGGAAGCCCUUCGCGAGGGGCUGGUUCUGCUGAACUUGCCCGCUUCGGCAGAGGGCGAAGGGAUGACGCUGAAGCAGGCGAGUGAUCGGGCGUUUAGGGACAAUGACGAGGCGCGGAGGGUUCUCGAGGAGCUGGAGCUUGUGGCUCUGACGCCCCUAAAUGCAAGGCAGAUUCUGCAGAAGCGGGUGGAGAAUAAUGAGAAUGUCGGCUGGUAA